CAAAGAGCUGGGUGUGGAGCAUGCAAGCGGUGUGCUUGUGGGUCAAACCAAACUGAGAGUUGAGGCUUACGGCAAUGUAAGUGGGAGUGGGCUGCUUGUGAGAUGCAAGCAAGCAGUCCCACGAACUCCAGCAAAAUCAAGAGGGGUUUCUCUUGGGUUCACUUGGGUGUCAAGUGUGUUGUUUACAUACAAGAGAGUCGUGGUGAGAAAGCAUGGUGUUCAAGAGAGAGCACGGCAGAGAGGGAGAGUGGGUUGCUUGUGAGAUGCAAGCAGUCCCAUGAACUCCUGGAGGAUGUUUCAGCUGGGAGUUAGCUGGGUUCAUCAAAGGUUCAAGGGAGGAUAUAUCUCUUGGGGAGUGACAGUGAGUUUUGGGAAAUACCGUGAGUGGGUGUACAAGGGACUCGGGUUGGGGCAUAAAACUCUUGAGUGUUAUAUUGAGUUAUGUUGAUUUAACUCAAUAUGUAUUUUGUACGGUUAAUAUUCUCAUAGUGAAAAACUAACAAUACUGUCCGGGGAUAUACGCAGGUUUUGCUGAACCUCGUAAAUUCUUGGUGUGUUUUCUCAUGUAUUUACUCAUUGUUGUAAAGAUAUCAAAGGUCCUAGUCUUGCCACAUGUCAGGAGAUUAAAGAAUCAAGUGGUUAAAAUGUUGUUAGUCUUGUUAGACAGUUAAGAAAGUCUGUUAGCAUUGAUCAGUGUAAGAAAGAGAAGUUAGAGAGGUUAGAGAAUGUGAACAAGCUUCUAACUAUAGCUUGAUAUAAAUGUCUAUAAUAGUGUUAGAAAAAGAUUAAUGAGAAUACAAUAGUUUCUUCUCUCUCUAUUUAUCAGAAAUUCUCUCUGCUUCUCUUCACUUCUCUAUUUGCUUUUGUGUAAUUCUGCUAUCUUGAUAUGGUAUCAUUUGCCAUGGAUUCUUGAUCUUGUGAUCUUCUCUGCUUCCGCACUCUCUGGUUUCUGUUUCUGUUUCUGGCUUCGUUAUCUUCUCAUCCACCCAAUUCUUUCGUGUUCUUCGAUCUGUUUGUUAACUGUUUGAUAUAUUGUCUCACUGAAAUUCUUCUUCAACUCUUCGAUUAUCUGCAAGUUUAUUCCUUCUCAAUCUUCGAUUCUCCUCUUUUACUUCUUGCAUUCUUCAAAUGGUGACUACUUCUCAACUCCAAAUUGUUCAAUCUCCUAUUACUUCUUUGCUUCCUACGGUUUCUACUGCUGUGACAGUCAAGCUUGAUGAUACAAAUUAUCUCACAUGGCACUUUCAGAUGCAAAUUCUUCUUGAGAGUCAUGGCAUUUUGGGAUUUGUUGAUGGCUCGAGGAAGUGUCCUAGUUGAUUUGAUGCGAACUCUGAUCUUGAGGGUGGUGAAACUGAUGACUAUCAGGUUUGGAAAAUGCAUGAUCAAGCAUUGAUGCAGUUGCUUAUUGCCACUCUCUCUUCUACUGCGAUUUCCUAUGUCAUUGGCUGUGUCAGUUCUCAUGAUAUGUGGGUUCAACUGAAGGAUCGAUUUUCUACAGUUACCAAAGCACGAAUCUUUCAGAUGAAAAGUGAGCUUCAGACUAUCAAGAAGGGUUCAGAACCUGUGUCUCAAUAUCUGCAAAGGAUCAAAGAUGCUCGAGACCAUCUUUCUGCAGUAAGGGUUUAUUUUGAAGAUGAUGAUAUUGUGAUCUUGGCUCUCAAUGGUCUUCCUUCUGACUACAACACAUUUAGGUGUAUGGUUCGAGGCAGAGACAAUGUUUUAUCUCUUAAAGAUUUUCGGUCUCAAUUGCUUGCUGAAGAAGCCACUCUUGAGCAGACUUAUUCUGCUUCUCCAUUUGUCUCUGCAAUGAUGGCUCAAAAUCAGACAUUUCAAGGCAAGGCUCUUGUUCUUGAUUAAGGUAAUUCUACUUCUCAACCUCAAGGGUAUCCUUCUAGCUCUAAGUCUGCUCCAUCUUCUCAAUUUUCCUCUGGCUUCAAUGGGGUUUUUAAUGGUAAUCAUGCUGGUUUCAAUGGUCCCAAUGCAAUGUUCAACAAUGGUGGUUAUUCUGGCAAUCGAGGCUCUCAUUUUAAGGGUCGUGGCAGAGGUCGUGGUCAUUACCAAUCUGGUCCACGACCUUAUCAAGUUCAGCCCACUUCUAGUCCUGGCAUUCUUGGUCCUGGCACUGACAUUCCUACUUGUCAAAUCUGUAGCAAGAAAGGUCAUGUAGUUGCUGAUUGUUAUCAACGACACAAUCAACCUUCUACUCCUACCUCUUCAGUCCAAUGUCAGAUUUGUUGGAAAUUUAGGCAUUCUGCUAUUCAAUGUUAUCAUAGAGGCAACUUCUCUUAUCAAGGCAAACCUCCUUCCACCAAUCUUAGUGUCAUGCAUGCAAACUUUCCUUCUUCUACACCUCAUGAGCAAUUUUGGGUGGCUGAUACUGGAGCAACGACUCAUAUGACCUGUGAUUUGGCUCAACUCAGCUUGGCUACUCCUUUCUCAGGGUCUAAUACUAUUACCACUGCAGGGGGUUCAGGACAAGAUCACGAGGAGUGUUCUUCUGAAGGGACUGUGUAGAGCUGGCUUGUAUCCUAUUCCUUUUCUCCAUUUCAUCCAUUCCACCACCUCGUCUUCAACAAGCAUCUUCUUUCCACAAGAAUCAAUUCUGCUAUCUUGGUCACCAAGUCAAAACAAGUCUCUGGCACAAGCGUUUCGGUCAUCCUUCUAACAAAAUCACUUCUGCUCUUUUAAA
Molecule: messenger RNA, 2689 nt
Organism: Prunus avium (sweet cherry)
Lineage: Eukaryota; Viridiplantae; Streptophyta; Magnoliopsida; Rosales; Rosaceae
Source: RefSeq, a predicted model, not a curated record